AUGGAUCCUCCAGACAAUGAGCAGCUUGUCGCGGACACCCUCGGCGUGAGCAAUGGCCGAGCUCGAGCGCUCCUCCGAAGCAACGACAACGACCCCGACAAGGCAAUUCAAUCGUACCACAAGAUCAUCGUCGCCUUGCCUGGACCGCCUUCGAAGCCUGUGGUACUAGCGGACGAGCAGCCUCGGUCGGGAAGCACCACGGCAAGCCCUACACCUCCAUCGGAGUCGUCAUCAUCGGACCACGGAGACGACGCUGAGGAGUGGGACUUCAUCCUUCCGCGAAUCCCACCUCCCAAGCCCCUCACAAACGGAGGCAAGGAUGGAAGCGGUGAAUUCAUCCUUGACGAGCUCGUCGGUGCCAUCCAACAUGGCGAGAGCUGCGACAGGGUCCGCAACUACCUGGCUUUCUACAGCCCUGACAUCGUUCAAGCCCAUAUAAAUGCAACUGUUGCGGGUUUUCCGGCUGUCUUCUACGUGGCAGAGACGCGCAAUCCCGAGCUUAUCAGGCUCUGGUGCAAGUACGGCGGAGAUGUCAACAUGACAGCUUCCUCCGGGCUGUCUGAGGGUGUUCCUUUGCUCGCCUAUGCCAUGGCCUUGGGCGGCUCGUUCAGAAAUGACACCACUGAUCUAGUCGCCACACUCCUCAGCGUUGGUGCCAACCCAGCAGUCCUUCCGGGGGCUUUCUACUUCCCGCUCACGCGGGACCUGGCUGCCGAGGGACCGCCAACCCAGGAGAUGCCUGAGCUGUCGCAGGCCAGCAUGUCAUGGUGUACUCCUCCUGUGCGGGCUAUGAUCGCUGCCCGUCUCAACUUCAGGCAGCGGUACUACAUGCACAUGGCCAGCAUCCUCAGGACUCACGGGCCCCGGGCAAAGCAGGUGACGUGGUACAAGGACGCCGACAACCUCCUGGGAGUUCCGUAUUUCCUCAUCGGACAGACACCAGCGGGACAGUUCCUCAUCAAGCGACUCCUCCGCCAUCUCGCGAAGCCUUCCAAGUCACCCCUCGUCAUGGUCUUCGCUGGUCCGUCUGGCCACGGCAAGACGGAGCUUGCCCGGAGGCUCGGAGAGCUUAUCUCCCUCGAGAUGGAGAUUGUGGAUUGUACGAACAAGAGCGAUGAGAAGGAGAUGUUUGGAGCUCGGGCUCCCUACCAGGGCUGGGAGAACAGCUCGCCGCUGAACAGCUUCCUAGCUCGCAACGCUGGACAGAGAUGCAUCGUAUUUCUGGACGAGUUUGAGAAGACUAGCAAGGGUGUUCACCAGACGCUGCUGCUCCCAUUUCAGAACGGUGAAUACGAAGACAGGAAGGCCAAGCAGACAGUGGACUGCUCCAGAGCAAUCUGGAUCCUAGCCACCAACGCCUUUGACGACACCAUCCAUGAGUUCUGCAAGAACAACGAAGCAGCUCUCUUUCAAUCCGGGGGCCCAGCUACCUCAGAGAAACUCGUCAAGGGUCUCUGCAAGACCCUUCGCACAGAAUCCAUCUCGCAGUUCGGCGCGCCGCUGACAGGAAGGAUCACUGAGUUUGUUCCCUUCCUGAUCUUUUCUCAAACAGAGCAGGCUGCCGUUGCCCACAAGUACCUGACUGAGUUGGGCAAGGAGCUCGCGAAACCGGUCGUGGUCUCGCGCGAGGAGGAGAAGCAGCGGUUCGUCGGCGACAUCGACCUGCAGGUCCCCAAGGACUACACCGUCUGCCGGAUCAUCGCCCACGACGAGUAUGUGGAGCAGCUGGGAGCACGGAGCGUCAUCAACGGCGUGAACCGGAUGAUCGAGGGCGAGGUGAUUGAUCACUACCUUGAGAUGGAGGAUGAGAUCAGGGAGGGCCAGGGCACCACUACGUAUCGCGUGCAAGCCAACUUGGACGACGACAUCGAGGUGUGCUACGUUCGACGCGGUGCACCUGAGUCUGACUUGUUGGAUUUGGAUGCGCAGUAG
Diaporthe citri is the source of this 1932-nucleotide messenger RNA. RefSeq lists its product as uncharacterized. The coding region runs from base 1 to 1932 and encodes 643 amino acids. The transcript has 2 exons. Lineage: Eukaryota; Fungi; Ascomycota; Sordariomycetes; Diaporthales; Diaporthaceae. Gene Ontology annotation, molecular function: ATP hydrolysis activity; ATP binding. Gene Ontology annotation, cellular component: cytoplasm. Gene Ontology annotation, biological process: cellular response to heat. The record is from RefSeq and is a predicted model, not a curated record.